GAGCAGCAGCUCCGGGGGAAGCCAAGUACUGAGGGAAAGCGCAGCCCAGAGCGCAGAGCGCACACACAGCGCCGGGGGACAGAGGGGCGCAGAGAUAGAGAGAGACAAGGCGCAGAGAGAAGGCGCAGGGCUGGACACAAGUCUGACACGGGCUCGGGAGCUCCGCGCGUAACUAGAAGAGCAGCUUGGCUCCUGCGGGGCUUCCUAAUAUGCCCCAGUCUUACUAGUGACAGCCGAGAGCAGAGAGAAGUCCUCCCCGUGCGACACUAUGGCCCAAGAGCGGCUCCGACCCCGACUCUGCCACAUCACGAGGGGAGAUCAGGGCUACGGUUUCCACCUGCACGGAGAGAAGGGCAAGAGCGGCCAGUACAUCCGCAAGGUGGAACCCGGCUCCUCCGCUGAGGCUGCGGGACUUAAAGCUGGAGACCGAGUGCUGGAAGUCAACGGGGAGAACGUGGAGAAGGAGACGCAUCACCAGGUGGUUCAGCGCAUUAAGGCGAUAGAAAACGAAACGCGGUUGCUGGUGGUGGACAGAGAAGCUGACGAAUACCUGAAAAAAUCCCCACCCAGUUCGCGUCCGGAAUCCGAACCCAACUCCAGUGCCCCCUCAACUCCGACUCCGGGGAGCAACAACAACGGCGAAGUAUGGAAAACGAAGGAGGACACAAGCCAUGAAGAUCAGCUGCACAAUAACCACAGCACGGAGAAUGGGAAGCAGGAUAUGAAUGGGCAAGUGAAGGAGAGGUGCCCUCGUUUGUGUUAUCUGAAAAAAGGCUCCAGUGGUUACGGCUUUAAUCUGCACAGUGAAAAAUCCCGGCCGGGCCAGUUUAUCAGGUCUGUGGACCCAGGAUCACCGGCAGCCAAGGCUGGUUUGAGACCGCAGGAUCGGCUGGUAGAGGUGAAUGGACAGAAUAUUGAAAACAUAAAGCAUUCAGAAGUGGUGGCCAACAUCAAAUCUAAGGACAAUGAGACCAAGCUACUUGUUAUAGACCCGGACACAGACGAAUACUUCAAGAAGCUCGGGAUCACCCCCACUGAGGAUCAUGCCAAAGGCACCAUCCCCUUGACCAACGGGGUGACUCCUACACAGCUGAAUGGAGACUCCUCAACUUCUUCAUCUCACAGUGACCUGCAAAGCCCAGAUAAGGACUCACAGGCAGGGGACCUGAUCAGGAAGGAUCCAUUUGAGGAAAGUGGCUUGCGGCUCUGUCCUACAGCAGCUGAAGCAAAGGAGAAAGCGAGGGCCAAACGAGCCAACAAGCGUGCUCCACAGAUGGACUGGAGCAAGAAGCAUGAGAUAUUCAGCAACUUCUAAUCCUCAAAACCGCCCCCACUUUUCGCAAGACUGAUUUUUUUAAGAGCAGGGGAGGCGAAGGACAACAUGACCUUAACCAUAUCCCUAGCAAAAACGAAACAUUGCGAAUUAACAGGAGGAUCUGCCCAUCACUAAUGAGAGGACCCAAGUCUGUUUAACUGUUCCAGUUGCUUUCCAAAUCAGCUGCUCUGUGUUUUCUGUGCAGGAAAUAUCUACAAUCGCUGAUUUGGCCUUGAUAUUGAACACUUAUGGCGGUUUUCCAUCAGUCACAUUGUUUGUCGGUGCCUUAAAGCAAAUGAGUGCCCAACCUGUGGGCCCUCCAGCACAACCAAUUGCAACCAGUUGAACAAAACAAAACAAGCAUUGUGAUUGUUGAGCUGAGAUUCCAAGCACAAGAGCAGUGCCUAUCUGGCUAUCUGGAGUUCCCACUUAAGCCUACUUAACUGCAUUGAAAUUUGUAAUCUUUGUGUUUAUAAACCGACUUCUUCAUCUUUCCUGUGACUUUAGCAAGGACUGUUUUCUCAGUCAGUAGCCUCUGCCUGGGUCUGACUAGAUCAUCCUCUGGUCAGCAUUGCCCAAGCACAGCAGCAGAACACAGCCCCUGCCUUAAAUCACUGGAUUGCUGUUAUAACCACCAGCAGAACUAUCUUGCAAUGAGGCCAAGCAGAGACAAGACUGUACUUAUGUUUAUGGCUGAUACAUUAGACACAAUAACAAAGCCGUGCUGCAAUGAUAGGAUAUAUCAUGUCAUCUGUUUUGUGAUGGGGACAGUAUGAUGUCACUAACUGCAGUAGGGAACAAGUUUAGGUGAAAAGGGGAAACUCAACCAAAAUAAAUAAGGCUUGAAAUAAUUAUAUAUAGAGAGAGAGAGAGUUUCAGUUAUCCAGUCCCUAUAAUAAAUUCAAAUUGCAACUACAUAGCUUUGUAAAGGGAGCCUGAUUGGUUGUUACUGCUGAUUAGGCUGAAGAACCCCAGUUUCAGGUUCAAUCCAGAUUACAUGCAAAAGUAUAUUUUGAUCCCAACUAAAAUAUAAUGAAUCAUUAGUGGAAACAAAACCAGCCUAUUAGGUUUAUUAAAUGUCUACAUGAUUUUCUAGUAAACUUUAGAUCUUUUCUAAAGGAAAGGUCCAUUAUCCAGAAUAUCCCAAGUCCCGAGCAUUCUGGAUAACAGGUCCCAUACCUGUACUGUCCUAGAUAUUCUUGAAAUUAUGGCUUAGAGGGCCAAUAUUGGACUGGCCGACCAGGAUACGAGGAAGACUCCAUGUGGGCCCUCCUGCUUUUAAUCAUUUAGCCUAUUUCAUGGACAUUACCUAUUUUAUGUAUGGGAUUAAAAGGAUGAAUAGAAAGAACAUAGUAACAUAGUAAGUUAGGUUGAAAAAAGACACACGUCCAUCAAGUUUAACUCUAUUUUAACCUGCCUAAAGAAGUAUGUAAAGAAAAGAGACUAGGAAAAUAAAAAAGUUGAGAUGAGCAGGAAAAAUAGUUUGGAUAAUGAGCCUUAAGUUGUUUGGUGGGCCCCUAGCAUUCCCAGUAUGACAUUUCAGGGGGCCCUGACCAAAGGUUGUACCUUCAAGGCGGACCCUGGACUUUAGUUGGACAUUCAAGUGGGUCUUGAACUGAAAAAGUUUGACAACCACUGCAAAACCCUUUCUGUCCUUAAAGCAGGAGUAUUGCAUCCUUAGGGCAGAGACACACGUGGAGAUUAGUUCGUUUUCUGAAGUUGCCUCACAAGGAAACUUCGGAAAACGAAUUGCUCCGAGUGCCACCCCGCCAGCGAUUUAGAUUCCAGCUGGCAGGAAGGCAAUUCGGGGAGUUUAGUCGUCCGAAGAAGAGUCACCGGCGACUAAAUCUCCCCCCGUGUCUCUGCCCUUACUGAAAAACCAACAAGCCUAAUUUAUUUUGUUUAAUUCCCCCAUUAACCACAGCUAAUAGUGAAUUGUUUGGAUGUUGUCCUGUCUGGAUUUUAUAAGCAACUCUUUCUGUGUUUCCAAUAUCCUUAUUGUCCCCUCCACCACCAGCUUUCCUCUAAAAACAAAACAUCAGCUUCUCUGAGCCGGAGCGAGGGGGAGUCAGACCGUGCCUUGCCCGGAUAAGGAAUAAUAAUAUUGCAUGUCGAGCAGUCCCUUAGGGCCACGCAUUCCUCACUGCAGUCCAGAACCGCUGGCUCACGCUCCCGACUGAUGUGCAGCUGCUUCUUAUUAUGGAGAAAAAUAAUAGAAAAGCUCAGAAUUGUUGGAGGAGUUACCCCCACCCCCUAGUGCAGGGCAUAAAUACCCUUUCUGUGUCCGGCCUACUCUCUUCUUCGCUGGACUUCACAAUGCUCUCAGUCAGGGGGGGGGAGACACAUUCAUUUACAUAAAGAUGCUGUGAGGAAUUUCAAGUAGCCAUGAAUAAUCUACAAUGUGGCAGCUUUUCUCAAUAGCACAAGCUUAUUGUUGGAGUCAAAGACCCCCGGGGGUCAUGCGUGGUUACUAGGUGGCAGCUCAUGAAUUGAAACACAAGGGCUGGCAGUGUAGGGGCUAGUAAUUAAACUGGCUUCUAUGUUAAAUAUUUACUUCAUUAUAAAGGCUGCAGAUCAAGUACUAGAAUGUGAUCCUUGGUUACCAUUCUUUUGGAACGACUGGGGAUAUUUUUGUACCCUUGUUAAAAGCCGCACUUAAAGCACUUAAGUAUGUGAUCCAAGAAUAACAUUUUAAUUACUGCUGGGGAAUUGGAGUCGUAGUGGAUACAGCAAAUAUUUUCUUGCUGGGAAAUUCUCUAAACAAAUGCAAUUCCUUUGUCUGGGAAGUUUAGGAAGGUCUUUGACUAACCAAUGCUGCCUCCUAGUGGCCAUUGGACAGUUUUAAAGGAGAACUAAACCCGAAAAAUUAAUAUGGUUAAAAAUGCCAUAUUUUACAUUCUGAACUUAUUGCACCAGCCUAAAGCUUCAGCUUGUCAAUAACAGCAAUGAUCCAGGACUUCAAACUUGUCACAGGGGGUCACCAUCUUGGAAAGUGUCUGUGACACUCACAUGCUCAGUGGGCUCUGAGCAGCUGUUGAGAAGCUAAGCUUAGGGCUCGUCACUAAUUAUCCAGCAGAAAAUGAGCUUCCCCUGUAAUAUAAGCUGAUGCUACAGGUUUGCUGAUUAUUAAAUUCUGAUGCUAAUUGCACUGGUUUCUGUGCUGCCAUGUAGUAAUUAUCUGUAUUAAUUACUAAUCAGCCUUAUAUUGUGACAUUUCUAUUCUAUGUGUACUGUAUAUUGUGAGUGGGUCCCUAAGCUCAGUAAGUGACAGCAGCACAGAGCAUGUGCAGUGAAUCAGCAGAAAAGAAGAUGGGGAGCUACUGGGGCAUCUUUGGAGACACAGAUCUUUACUGCUAAAGGGUUGUAGUUGCCUUGGGCUGGUACAGAAAACAAUGUCAAGUCCACUUCUUUAGUUAGGCUUUAGUUCUCCUUUAAACUCUCAGGAGGCAACACAUUAUUGUACACACGGGCACUUUCCCAGCAAAUAAAAAUAUUAAAAGAAAAUAGAAAUAUUAAUUGAAAAAAAGCUACAUGGGCUCCUGAUCACAAUGGGGCUCCUGAUCAUAACGGGCCCCUCAGCUAUAGCCUAGGGGAGCUAGUGCAUUAAUCUGCCCGAGUGGCACUAUAGUUGUUGCUUUAACUCCAGGGAUCUCACUGAAAGGUGCUUUGUAAAUGCUAUGAGCCAGUACUGAAGAUUCCCCACUAGCUGGAUGCAGGUAUUACAAGCUGGCAGUUCUGAUUCUGAUUUAGAGGCAACCCUUGCUUUGUAAAUGGCAAUUUAUGUGUUAAAAAAUGGAAUGUAUAUAAGAAUACAUAAAGCCAUAAAACUUUUUUGGGGUGUCUUAAUUGUUGGUUGCAUACACAAAAUGAUGUGUAUAUCAGAAAUGAACUUGAGAUGGUCUAGUAACAUAUUCUUUAUUUUUUAGCAGCUCCUUCAGUAAAUUGCCCCCCUUUGCACAAUUAGUCCUUAACACUUUUGGAGCAGGUUUGCAAAUUAGGAAGCAUCAAAUUGCUUUUCACAGCUGCAGGGAAAUAAACAGCAAGUGAGCUGAAGGCUUAUCAACCCCAGUCAAGCAGGAACAGUCUUUUUUGUUAUAUAUUGAGAAUGCAGUGUAGUCAUUCACUGGCAGAGGACAACUAGAGCUUAUUUGAAGUUGUCUUGCUUUUGGGAUACUCGUAUCUGGAGUCAGAAUUUAGGAAUUCAGAACCACUAGUCCUGUGGGCGGUUGUAUAUAGGGCAGAGCAGGUGCUGCUAUGUUUGAGUAUAGUAUUAAGUAGAUGGUGCACAUUCCAGUAGCACCGGGACUGCAGUUAGAAACGCUGUUGAGAGUUUGGUUACUCCCAAGAAUUGCACAUAGGAGCCAGGUCACCAUGUAUGGGCUGCAUAUACUGUAGCUGGGGUUGCCACCUGGCCGGUAUUUUACCGGCCUGGCCAGGAAAAAAUAUGGUUGAUCCCAAUGUUAUUAAUAGGGGAAAAAAGAUAAAUAUAUAGGAAGGCCGGCAUUUUUUUCCAGAAAAGGUGGCAACCUUAACUGUAGCUCAUGGAAGGGUAAGGAGAGAGAGGCUAGAAGCAGCAAUACAGAUUUAAGGAUCAUGUUAUGUAUCAUGUGCAUGGGAUUCAGGGGUUGCAUUGGAGAAGAGGGCACUUGAGCAAUGUAGGCAACCUAAGACAAAUUUCUUAAGGGUAUGUAAAGCCUUUAAAUAUGAGUAUAGUGUUUUAUUCAUAGGGUCCAGGGCUUAUCUGUACUAUUCCUCACAGCCCCCCAUAAAUGGUGGACGUCUUAAUGGCAUCUUACUGCAGCCCCUCUGCCAUUUGCCAGACUCCACCAAUCCAAGUCUGUAUGGAGGAGGAAAGCCACAUCAGAAGGUGUAAAUUAGGAAUGAUUUAUCUUACGUGGCAUAAGGUUGCUUGGUAUGGGAAAAAGUCAAUACUAAUAAAAACAGGCUGUGUUUAUGAUGGGCUUUAUUUGCCCUUUAAAUUAGGGAUGCACCGAAUCCACGAUUUUGGAUUUGGUCAAACUUCGGAAUCCUUCGCAAAAGAUUAGACCAAAUACCAAACCGAAUCCUAAUUUUUUUACUUUUUUACAAAAAGUCACACAAUUUCCCACCCCUAAUUUGCAUAUGCAAAUUUGGAUUUGGUUCGGCCCGGCAGAACGAUUUGGCCGAAUCCUGCUGAAAAAGGCCAAAUCCCAAACCGAAUUCGGUGCAUCCCUACUGUAAAUCAGGGAUGUCUAGCUUGUAGUCCUACAACUUUUGUUACACUAGAUGUUCUAGGACCCCAGGGCAGCUGGUAAUUGUAAAACUAUAUUAUUUUAACAAGGCAUUUGCCCACCAGCCCCUAAUAGGAUGAGGUAAUGUGGGAAAAUAAAACCCAAUGUUAUUUAAUGUGACAAUGUUUCUGCGGAUGUGGGUUCUCCUCAAUCGGAUGUAUUGUUCAGUUGUGUGAAUAAAGAGAUAUAUGAAGGAAUGGACUCUGAUUUAGCCCAGUGGUUUGUAUGGAACUAUGGGUCAACAUUACUCACAGAAGACACUUGGGUUCUUCAGCCACAUAACUACUGGGAUGGACCAAAUAAUGAUGUGGCGUGCCUGAAAGAAGAUUCCCACUGACCAAUCACAGCAGGAUCCAUGGGAAUAGAUGUACAUUUAUUCAGUAGGAAGGAGCUUCUACAAUAAAGAAGAGACUGAUCCAGUAGAGCUUUGUGGCUGCACAUGGCCAGGAUGAUGCCUUCUGCUUUGGAGACACCAUAUUUUUCUACUAUAAACAUGUAAUUAUAUAAGGCACAAGUAUCUACGAAGAAAUGAAAUACCUUGUAAACUGCUAUGUGCACAAUAAACGGCUUUCCCAUGUA
Molecule: messenger RNA, 7164 nt
Organism: Xenopus laevis (African clawed frog)
Lineage: Eukaryota; Metazoa; Chordata; Amphibia; Anura; Pipidae
Gene: nherf2.S
Product: SLC9A3 regulator 2 S homeolog
Biological process (GO): protein localization to plasma membrane
Cellular component (GO): endomembrane system; apical plasma membrane
Molecular function (GO): molecular adaptor activity; signaling receptor binding; protein-membrane adaptor activity
Source: RefSeq, marked provisional